Messenger RNA from Melozone crissalis (California towhee), 2187 nucleotides. RefSeq names its product angiopoietin like 4 (gene ANGPTL4). The record is from RefSeq and is a predicted model, not a curated record. Gene Ontology annotation, molecular function: enzyme inhibitor activity. NCBI's taxonomy places the organism in Eukaryota, Metazoa, Chordata, Aves, Passeriformes, Passerellidae. The transcript has 7 exons. The coding region runs from base 1 to 1425 and encodes 474 amino acids. Gene Ontology annotation, biological process: triglyceride homeostasis.
AUGCAGCUCGGCGGCGCAGCGCUGCUGCUGUGCGCGGCGGGGCUGGCCGCGGCCCCCGCGCCCGCACCGGGAGCCGGGCCCGAGCGGCGGGCGGCGGCGGCGGGGGCCGGGCGGGAGCGGCGGGCGCAGUUCGCCUCCUGGGACGAGGUGAACGUGCUGGCCCACGGGCUGCUGCAGCUGGGGCACGGCCUGAAGGAGCACGUGGAGCGCACCAAGGGCCAGCUGCGGGAGCUGGGCGGGCGGCUGAGCGCCCACAACAGCUCCCUGGGGCGGCUGCUGCGGCAGGCGCGGGAGGCACAGGAGCGCGGCGAGCGGCUGCGGGGCAGCGUGCGGGAGCUGGAGGGCCGCGGCCGGCAGCUGCUCAACCUCUCCGAGGCGCUGCGGCAGCGGCUGGAGGAGGUGGCGGCGGACAAGGACGCGAUCCAGGGCCGGCUGGAGCGGCUGGAGGGCCGGGUCCGGCUGGCGCUGCAGGCGCGGCCGGCCGGGAACCAGAGCGCUCGGGACCUGGGGGCGCUGCAGUCCCUGAUGGAUGCUCAGAACCUGCGCAUCGAGGAGCUUCUGCAGAAAAUCAAGCAGCAGCAGUACAAGCUGGACAAGCAGAACCUGCAGAUUAAAAGCCUGCAGAGCAAGGUCAAUCUACUAAUUCCCCUACACCACAACAAAACACAGCCUCCAAAGUGGAAGAUAAACCUGAAGAAGAGCCUCAACCUCACCAACCAGAGUCAGAAUGGCAGUGGGGAGCCCGUGCAGACACAGAAGCUCCCAGAGGGUUGUCACCAGCUCUUCCUGGCUGGGCAGCGAAGCAGUGGCGUUUUCCAGGUACAGCCCACAGGAUCUCAGCCCUUCAAAGUCUACUGUGACAUGACUGCAGAGGGUGGCUGGACAGUGAUUCAGAGGCGCCUGGAUGGCUCUGUGGACUUUGACCAGCUGUGGGAUGCCUACAAGAAUGGCUUUGGAGACCUUCGUGGUGACUUCUGGCUGGGCCUGGAGAAGAUACAUCACCUUGUCCAAGAGGGAAAGUACAAUCUCCUGAUUGAGCUGGAAGACUGGGAGGGGAAUUCCCAGGUGGUUCAGUUUGUCUUCAGUCUUGGUGGUGAGAGCACAGCCUACACCCUCAACCUGCUGGGGCCUCUGUCUGGAGAGCUGGAAAACGCCAUUGGGGAAUUCAGGCAGCUGCCUUUCUCCACUCGGGACCGUGACCAUGACCUUAAAGCUGACACAAACUGUGCCAAACACCUCUCAGGUGGCUGGUGGUUCAGCACCUGUGGCCAUGCCAACCUCAAUGGGAAGUAUUUCCGCUCCAUCCCGCGGCAGAGGCACGAGCGCAAGCAGGGCAUCUUCUGGAAGACAUGGAAGGGCAGGUACUACCCCCUGAAGUCAACCAUCAUGAAAAUCCAACCUGCAGCACUGGAAACAGAGCCCUAAAGUUCCUACUUGAGACUUUCUCUGUGGAGCAUGGACCUGAGCUCCAUCACUCGGUGUUUACAGAAAACAACCUCCCCUUCCUUGGUUAGAAGCCCUUUAGAGGCACAACACUGCUCCUCACUAAAAGUAAAACAGCUCCACAUUUCCAGAACCUCUGGAUGGGAGUUCCCAAACCUGAAGAGGAGCCCCAGGAGGGAGAUCCACCUCCAGAGCAUGCACAAGGGUUUUCUGACCUGCCAUGUGCUGCUGCAGCAAGUUCAAAUUGUCCGGUGCUUUUUAUCCUGUCUUAACAUUUCUGUACUGUGUUGAUGAGCUGGGCCUGGGGCAGGAGGGGCACAGGAAGUGUCUCACUGCCCUGGACCACAGCACUGGGUAUGGAGUCUUGCUAUGUCCUGUCUUUCACUGUUGUUCCCCAAUGAUGUCCCAGGUACCCCCUGUGAGAGCCCCUGGAGCUCCUUCCUGUGCAGGGGCUGGGGGCAGUGAGCUCAGGCAGCUCCAUCUGUGCAGCCCCUGCCCCCUGAGGUGCAGGGCUCGGUGGGAAAGCUGAGAGUGACCUGUGCAGAAGGGGAGACCUCAGGCUCACUUGCCUUCCCUUUGAAGACCUGUAUUUCUGGCAGUGCUGGAAUUUGCUGGGAGCUGGGAAAACUGCUUCCAGCUCUGAGCUUGUUGGGUGAGAUCCUGCAGCUGGUUGCCUGAGGGGCCAGGUCCUGGGCAGCUCUGCCUGCCCGUGCUGCUGGGGGUGGUGGGGACAGCAGUGGGACA